This is a messenger RNA of Rotaria sp. Silwood2, 1818 nucleotides long. Lineage: Eukaryota; Metazoa; Rotifera; Eurotatoria; Philodinida; Philodinidae. The record is from the annotation of a GenBank genome assembly.
AUGUUGAGUUCUCCUCUCUUUACUUUUCCUAAUAAUCAACAAAUAUUGGGUAGCCGUUUGUCACGUCCUUCUUUGGCUCGAUUUGGUAUUACAAGUGGAGGCAAUAUGGCCAUACUUACAGAUAAUGCUGAUGUUUUAAUUAUUCCUGUUGCUUCUGCUGGUUAUACAUCGACAUGGAUCGAUACUACUGAACUUGUAUUCGUAUUCUAUUUUCAACAAAAUCUUUGUAUUGGUGGAACAUAUAAAAAUCGUUCCAGUUUAGGUCCAUGCCAAAUUUGUCCUCCACAUACUCGAAAUCCUGGCACACUCGUUAAUGGAGCCCUUCAUUGCAUACCAUGUUCGAACAUUUCAUCAAAUUCAUUUUGUCCACUUGCAUCACUAGCCGAUAUUGACUUGAGUACAAUACCUUCUUAUAGUCAAGCAGUUGCCUAUCCUGAAACAGGCCAUACAAUAGAUGUUGAAGAGCUUCUACUAAAAAAUAUGUUUCAAAUUAAUUCCAAUCCACGUUGUUUAGUUAUUUCUCCUCUUCUUUGGACAUUAAUUGUCAGCGGUGUAGGAUUUUUUAUUUUACUACUUAUGACAGCAAUUAAGAGAUGUGGAUGCCAACAAUUUAUAAAAGGUAGAGAAAAAGCUAAGAUUAUUUUUCAACAUACAGAUAUAAUCAGUGAAGGUGAAAAGUUGGCUGGUGGAUUAGCAACAUUCGCUGUUAUUGUUCUGAUUGCAUUUUCUUAUUGGUUUUCUAUAUCAUUUAUAAGACGUUAUCCAAUCGAAGAGGUUUUUGAACCCGUUAAAUUUGCUUGUGAUCAAACAUUGGUAAAUGCACAAUUUUCUAGUGGUCUUGUACUUCUUGAUAUUCCCAAAUUAGAACAAGAUCAGCCAAUUUUUGAUCUGCUCGAUGCACAAAUAUUUUAUUUAACCGUUGAAUUAAUUAAUACAGGAUUUAUGUGUAAUUCUAUUACUACACAAGAAAAUCUUAGUGGAACUAAAUAUGUUCACUUAGCACAUAAUUGCACACAGUCGAUUCCAGAAGCGACAACCUCCAUAACAGUUUCUGUGCCCAGACAUGUGACAGCUGUGCAAUUUAAUAUGACUGGUCCUUAUUGGAUCGGUGCUAUUCGUUUAUGUAUUCGAGGACAAGGUCAAAAAAAUAUGAGCAGUACAUUAAAUCAACUAGAUUUUUGUCAAUUUUAUACGACACCUAAUGAAGCUAUUGGUAGAACAAGUUAUAUUCCAAUUGUAUUUAUUAAAGACAUCAACAUGACAUAUGCGCUGAGCGAAUCAGAUGAAACGCUUUAUUCAGGUUUAUGGAUGCCAACUUUCACUGCUGUGUCACAAUCAGAUGAAGCAUACUAUGUUGACUUUGGGAACUAUUUACGUUAUAUGUCUUCAUUAACUGUUAUUCAAAUAAUGCUUGAUGAACGUCCAUUUUUUAUUAAAAAUAUUCAACAACCGAUUGUUCGAACAGGUGAAUUAGUUUUUAAGGUUUUGUUAUUUACUUUUUUAUGUAUUGAACUGUUUGCUUCUGGGAUUCUCAUCGUCAAACUUUUGAUUUUACCAUUAUUGCGACGGAUAGUACAUUUAUGGAAAAAAUAUCGUGGUCAAAAUGCUAAAUCAGAUAAUUCAAACAGGUCCACUAAACCAGCAUUACGUUCAAAAUCUUUGCAUAAAGCAAAUUCUAUUCGAAAGAUGGCAAAUAAUCAGUCGAUGGCUCUCGAAAUUGACACAGCUACAUUCAAUCAAAAUCACCAAGACGAACACAAUAAAUAUAUAACAUUGGAUAUUGAAUUAAACUCACCUGUAAUUAAUUAUAGAUUUUAA